Molecule: messenger RNA, 402 nt
Organism: Rotaria socialis
Lineage: Eukaryota; Metazoa; Rotifera; Eurotatoria; Philodinida; Philodinidae
Source: the annotation of a GenBank genome assembly
AUGGCGAAAUGGGAUACAGUUGGUAGCCCACUUGAGCAACAUAUUCCAGUAAUUAUAAUCAAACUAGAUAAUCCUGAAAUUUUAAUUGAAGAUUUGAUUAAAUUUGCUGAUUUUAAUAAAGAUAAUAAAUUUCAAAGAGUACGAUUAGCAAUUAGAAUAAUUGAAUUUUUUAGUGAUAAAUGGCAUUAUCAAAAUACUAAUCUACAUUUAUAUUUAUGUCAACCUUUAAUUAAAUCAUUUGGUUAUGAUAAAGAUUAUGAAUCAGAAACAUUAAAAUUAAAUCAAAUAAUAUCAUCAAAAUCAAUAUUAUCUCGUCUUCCAAAUCGUUGUCAUGAAAAUAGAGAUUGUUUGUAUGAUUCACAUUGUUAUGCAUCAUGUAAUAUGUCAACAAAUAAUAAAUAA